Molecule: messenger RNA, 1293 nt
Organism: Aspergillus glaucus CBS 516.65
Lineage: Eukaryota; Fungi; Ascomycota; Eurotiomycetes; Eurotiales; Aspergillaceae
Product: arabinan endo-1,5-alpha-L-arabinosidase
Exons: 2
Coding region: 1-1293 (430 amino acids)
Biological process (GO): carbohydrate metabolic process
Molecular function (GO): hydrolase activity, hydrolyzing O-glycosyl compounds
Source: RefSeq, a predicted model, not a curated record
AUGCUUUCCCUCUCCGCCUAUCUCCUGCCUCUGGCAAUCCUCUGCCAGUGGGUCAUGGCCCUCCCUCCCGCCGUGCAGAUUUCCCCCAACCUCAAAGUCGCGAACCCGGCAUCAGUAUUCGACCACACUGAUGCAUACCCCAUGCCCAACGCCGGCAACAUCUCAGCCCACGAUCCCAACAUCCUCGAACACGACAACACCUUCUACAUGUUCAAGGGCGGCGUGCACAUCCCCUACUACAAGGCCACCGACCUGAGCGGUCCCUGGGAGAAAGUCGGAACUGUCCUCUCCAAGGACAGCAUCAUUCCCGACCGCCAGAAUGCAACUCGUCCCUGGGCUCCUACGACUGUUGAGUACAAGGGCAAGUUCUACUGCUUCUACUCGCUCAGUCAGGCUGGCAGCCAGAAGAGUGCUAUUGGUGUUGCUUCGACUGAGGACAUUGCUAAGGGCUCCUGGACGGACCAUGGCAGUCUGAUCGUGACUGGCAAUGACAAUCAGGGUUCGCCUUACAAUCUGACCAACGCGAUUGACCCGUCCUUCGUUGUUGACCAGAAGACCAAGACCCCGUACUUGAACUACGGCAGCUACUGGCACAACCUCUGGCAGGUCGAGUUGGAGGAUGACCUGCUGUCUGUGAAGCACGACACGAACACUACUAUUGAGGUUACCCAGAAGAAGGGCAAGGACAACAAGAAGAACCAGGUCAAGGGGAUCGAGAACCUCAAGGCCACGCAGCUCACCUUCAUGCCGAACCGCAAGGACAGACCCGAGGAAGGAUCCUGGAUGAGCUUCCACGACGGCUACUACUACAUGUGGUUUAGCCAGGGCAAGUGCUGCGACUUUGAGAAAGGAUUCCCCAAGAAGGGCGACGAGUACCACAUCCGCGUCGGCCGCUCCAAGAACGUCAGCGGACCCUUCAAGGACAAGAAGGACAACGACCUCCGCAACGGCGGCGGUACCACUGUCUACGCUUCCAACCACGGUCUUACCUACGCUCCUGGUGGUCUGGGUGUUCUCCCUGGUAACGACCAGCGCCGCGAUGUUCUCUACUAUCACUUCUUGGACACCAGAGUUGGCUUCGAGCACGCCCAAGCUCAGCUGGGCUGGAACUACCUCGAGUACGACAACGGAUGGCCCGUUGCUAGCAAGGACGGCAACAACGAUAAGAAGAGCGGCAACAAGCAAGCUACAGCUACCGCUACCACUGCUACUACUGCUACGGCUAAGGAUAAGGCUACACAGACAAACGGCUCUCCCAAGGAGACAGCCUCGCCUAAAAAAAACUCUCAGUGA